AUGGCCGACCCCAUCAUGGACCUCUUUGACGACCCCAACCUGUUCGGCCUCGGCCCCCUCCCCCCCCGAGGAGCUGGUGGCCCCGCCCCCUGCCCCGCCCCCUCCCUCCGCGGAGGCCCCGCCCCCUCCCGACCCAUUGGCCGAGGCCCUGGGGCUCUCGGGGGCGCUGGACCCGCCCCCAAACCUAAUCUGCCCCAGAAUCUGCCCCCGAGCCCCGCCCAGCCCGAGCCGGAAGUGCUGAGCCAGGGCAAUCCCUUCAUGGGCGUGUCCGCCCCGCCCCCACAGGCCCCGCCCAAAAUCGUCAUCCUCAAAGCCCCGCCCCCCGCCGGGGGAGGCCCCGCCCCCGCGGCCACGCCCAACGGCGGCAAAGUCACCUUGGCCAAGGUGUUGGCCCCGCCCACCGUGCGGGCGGGGGGCGUGGCUGCGGCGGGAGGGGGCGUGGCCUCGGCAGCGGCAGCAGGGGGCGUGGCCUCAGCGGCAGGGGGCGGGGCCAGGCAGGUGAAGCAGCUGCUGCUGCAGCCCCUGAAGGCGGCGACGUCAGCGGGGGGCGGAGUCACGGCCGGGGCCACGCCCCUGAAACACCUGGGGAGCCUGGGGCCUGCACAGGGCGAGUCCAAGCGCAUCACCCUGGUGCUGCAGCAGACACCGGGCCCCGGUGCCGGCGAGUCCAAGCGCAUCACCCUGGGCGAGUCCAAGCGCAUCACCCUGGGCGAGUCCAAGCGCAUCACCCUGGUGCUGCAGCAGACACCGGGCCCCGGUGCCGCACCCGGCCAGCGCCACGUCGUCCUGGGCACGCUGCCCGGCAAGCUGCUCCUGCAGGGCGGGGCCGCGGCCACGCCCGGCGCCACGCCCAAGGCCGCGCCCGGCGCCGCCCCGGCCAAGGUGGUGACCAUCCAGCUGCAGGUGCAGCCCCCGGCCGCGGCCGGACAGGCGGCCGGACAGAAGAUCCAGCUGCUGCAGCCCGGGGCGGGGCCCGUGGGCGUGGCCCAGGUGCCGCAGGUGGUGGGCGGGGCCGGGCAGAGGCUGACGGUGCCGCUCAAGGUGGUGCUGCAGCCGCAGGCCAGCUCCUCCUCCGGCCCCGCCUCCUCCUCGGGCCUCUCGGUGGUCAAGGUGCUGAGCGGCUCCGAGGUGACCGCGCUGACCGGCGCCCCCGCGCCGUCCCCGCGCGCGGCCGCGGCCGCGGACGAGAGCCGGCGGCUGGAGCACCAGAAGAAGCAGGAGAAGGCGAACCGCAUCGUGGCCGAGGCCAUCGCGCGCGCCCGCGCCCGCGGCGAGCAGAACAUCCCGCGCGUGCUCAACGAGGACGAGCUGCCCAGCGUGCGGCCCGAGGACGAGGGCGACCGCAAGCGCCGGCGCAAGGACAGGGCGGCCGCGGGCAAGGAGGAGCGGCCGCGGCGCGGCAAGGGGCAGGGACGCAGCAAGGCCAGGGCCAAGGCCAGCACCAUCACGCCGGUGGUCAGCAAGAAGCGCAAGCGCAACGCCAGCUCGGACAACUCGGACUCGGAGGCGCUGCCGGCGCCGUCCCCGCGCCAGGACGACGACGGCGGGGGAGGGGGCGGGGGCGGAGUCCAGAAGCGGCGCUCGAACCGGCAGGUGAAGCGCAAGAAGUACACGGAGGACCUGGACAUCAAGCUGACGGACGACGAGGAGCUGGACGAGGAGCUGGACGUGACCGGACCGGCGGCGGCGGCGCGGCCGGAGAGCGCCGACCACGAGCGGCCGCCGGCGCCGAGCGCGCCCAGCGCGGGCACGGACGGCGAGGGCGCGGACGCGGCGCUGCCCUCCAUGCAGUUCUUCGUGGAGAACCCGAGCGAGGAGGACGCGGCCAUCGUGGACAAGGUGCUGUCCAUGCGCGUGGUCAAGAAGGAGCUGCCGUCGGGACAGUUGGUGGAGGCCGAGGAGUUCUUCGUCAAGUACAAGAACUACUCGUACCUGCACUGCGAGUGGGCGACGAUCGCGCAGCUGGAGAAGGACAAACGCAUCCACCAGAAGCUGAAGCGCUUCAAGACCAAAAUGAACCAAAUGCGGCACUUCUUCCACGAGGACGAGGAGCCCUUCAACCCCGACUACGUGGAGGUCGAUCGGAUCCUGGACGAGUCGCACAGCGUGGACAAGGACAACGGCGAGCCCGUGGUGUAUUACCUGGUGAAAUGGUGCUCGUUGCCGUAUGAGGACAGCACCUGGGAGCUGCAGGAGGACGUGGACGAGGCCAAGGUGGCCGAGUUCAAGCGGAUCCAGGCGCGGCACCCCGAGCUCAAGAGACAGCCCCGCCCCCAGGCCGGCGCCUGGAAGAAGCUCGAGGCGUCGCACGAGUACAAGAACCACAACCAGCUGCGGGAGUACCAGCUGGAGGGGGUGAACUGGCUGCUCUUCAACUGGUACAACAGGCAGAACUGCAUCCUGGCGGACGAGAUGGGGCUGGGCAAGACGAUCCAGUCGAUCGCGUUCCUGCAGGAGGUGCACGGCGCAGGUGUGCGCGGCCCCUACCUGGUGAUCGCGCCGCUCUCCACCAUCGCCAACUGGGAGCGCGAGUUCGGCACCUGGACGCACCUGAACACCAUCGUGUACCACGGCAGCCUGGCCAGCCGGCAGAUGAUCCAGCAGUACGAGAUGUACUGCAAGGACGGCAAGGGCCGGCUGAUCCCGGGCGCGUACAAGUUCGACGCGCUGAUCACGACGUUCGAGAUGAUCCUGUCGGACUGCCCCGAGCUGCGCGAGGUCCAGUGGCGCUGCGUGGUCAUCGACGAGGCGCACCGCCUGAAGAACCGGCACUGCAAGCUGCUGGACAGCCUCAAGCACAUGGACCUGGAGCACAAGGUGUUGCUCACCGGCACACCUUUGCAGAACACGGUCGAGGAGCUCUUCAGCCUCCUGCACUUCCUGGAGCCGUCGCAGUUCCCGUCCGAGGCCGAGUUCCUCAAGGACUUCGGGGACCUGAAAACCGAGGAGCAGGUGCAGAAGCUGCAGGCCCUGCUGAAGCCCAUGAUGCUGCGGCGCCUCAAGGAGGACGUGGAGAAGAACCUGGCGCCCAAGCAGGAGACCAUCAUCGAGGUGGAGCUGACCAACGCGCAGAAGCGCCUGUACCGCGCCAUCCUCGAGAGGAACUUCGCCUACCUGGCCCGGGGGGCGGGGCACGGCAACGUGCCCAACCUGCUCAACACCAUGAUGGAGCUGCGCAAGUGCUGCAACCACCCCUACCUCAUCAACGGUGCGGAGGAGCAGAUCGUGGCCGAGCUGAGGGCCUCCCUGCCCGCGCUGCCCGGCCCCGAGCUGGCGCUGCAGGCCCUGGUGCGCUCGGCCGGCAAGCUGGUGCUGCUGGACAAGCUGCUGCCCCGGCUGCGCGCGGGAGGACACAAGGUGCUGGUCUUCUCGCAGAUGGUGCGCUGCCUGGACAUCCUGGAGGACUACCUCAUCCAGAAACGGUACCCGUACGAGCGCAUCGACGGGCGCGUGCGGGGCAACCUGCGCCAGGCCGCCAUCGACCGCUUCAGCCGGCCGGACUCGGACCGCUUCGUGUUCCUGCUGUGCACGCGGGCCGGCGGGCUGGGCAUCAACCUGACGGCGGCCGACACCUGCAUCAUCUUCGACUCGGACUGGAACCCCCAGAACGACCUCCAGGCCCAGGCUCGCUGCCACCGCAUCGGGCAGAGCAAGGCGGUCAAGGUCUAUCGCCUCAUCACCAGGAACUCGUACGAGCGCGAGAUGUUCGACAAGGCCAGCCUGAAGCUGGGCCUGGACAAGGCCGUGCUGCAGAGCAUGAGCGGCCGCGACGGCUCCAUCGCCGGGAUCCAGCAGUUCUCCAAGAAGGAGAUCGAGGACCUGCUGCGCAAGGGCGCCUACGCCGCCAUCAUGGACGAGGACGACGAGGGCGCCAAGUUCUGCGAGGAGGACAUCGAGCAGAUCCUGCUGCGGCGCUCCACCACCAUCACCAUCGAGAGCGAGGGCAAGGGCUCCACCUUCGCCAAGGCCAGCUUCGUGGCGUCCGAGAACCGCACGGACAUCGCGCUGGACGACCCCAACUUCUGGCAGAAGUGGGCCAAGAAAGCCGACCUGGACCUGGAGCUGCUCAACAGCAAGAACACGCUGGUCAUCGACACGCCGCGCGUCCGGAAGCAGACGCGCCACUUCAGCACGCUGCGGGACGAUGACCUGGUGGAGUUCUCGGACCUGGACAGCGACGACGACCCCGAGCGGCCGGACCGGGCCGGGGGCGCGCCCCGCACGCGGCGCGGCGGCCACGCCCACGCGUUCGGGAGGAGCGACUGCGUGCGGGUGGAGAAACACCUGAUGGUCUACGGGUGGGGCCGCUGGCGCGAGCUGGCCGCCCAGGGCCGCUUCAAGCGCCGGCUCUCGGAGCGGGACGCGGAGAGCCUGGGCCGCGCCAUCGUGCUCUUCUGCCUGCGGCACUUCCGCGGCGACGACGGCACCAGAGCGUUCAUCUGCGCGCUGCUGAGCCCCGGGCACAGCAACGGCCGGGCACGGAGCAUGGCCGGGCAGCUCGGGUCGCUGCCGCGGGGCCGCAAGGGCCGGAAGGCGCCGAAGGUUCCGGAAGGUUCCGCGGGCGCCGAGUGGCUGCUGCAGGACGAGGGGUACCGCAAACACCUGCGGCACCCACUGCGGGAAGUGAGUCCCAAAAAUCCGCUGCUGCUCCGGGUGCGCGCCCUGCACUUCCUGCGGCACGAGGUGAUCGGGGAGCAGGCCGAGCGCGUCCUGGCCGGGGCCAGCGCCAGCGGGGAGGUGCAGAUCGGGUUCCCGGUGCUGGAGCAGCCGGAGCCGCCCUCGGCCUGGUGGGACCCCGAGGCCGACAAAUCGCUGCUGCUGGGGGUCUUCAAGCACGGGUACAAGCGGUACCACACGAUGCGGGCGGACCCCGCCCUGUGUUUCCUGGCCCGGGCCGGGGGUCCCGACGCCACGGCCGUGGCGGGCCGAGCAGCGCCUGGAGGGGCCCGAGGGGGCCGACUUGGACAGAGACCCCGAGGACCCCGAGUACAAACCCCUGCAAGGGGGAGAGGAGAGCGACCCCCUGGCCGGGCUGGACGAGGAGAUCUCGGUGGUGGACGGCGACGAAGGUUCUGCAUCCUCCUCAUCCUCGUGGCCCUCGGCCCCCGCCCUGACCGCGCGUUCAGCAUCCUCCUCAUCCUCGUGGCCCUCGGGCCCCGCUCUGAGCGCGCGUUUGCCCCAAAUUCACCCCAAAUUCACCCCAAAUUCUCUCCCCCCAGGUUCUGCAUCCUCCUCAUCCUCAUCCUGGCCCUCGGGCCCCGCUCUGACCGCGCGUUCAGCAUCUUCAUCCUCCUCAUCCUCGUGGCCCUCGGCCCCCCGCUCUGA
Messenger RNA from Melozone crissalis (California towhee), 5325 nucleotides. RefSeq names its product chromodomain-helicase-DNA-binding protein 8-like. The record is from RefSeq and is a predicted model, not a curated record. Lineage: Eukaryota; Metazoa; Chordata; Aves; Passeriformes; Passerellidae. Gene Ontology annotation, molecular function: ATP binding; ATP-dependent chromatin remodeler activity.